AAGUCUUUACGGYUGAGUCAAAGCAAGUAUUGCCGAUGGCCGAUUCACGUCGCAACACGUACAUUASUUCCGUUUCGUGAUUGGAUCAAAAAUCCCAUAUUUUCUUUCCUACGAGUUUGGGAAUCAACUCAUAUUGGCCAUGGUGCACAAUUCAACUUUUGUGAGCUCAAAAAGUGAUACCACAAUCGUAUUGAUGUGUUUUGGUGUUAUUGUCGUUGCAAUUGUAAUCUUUACUGGUAACUGCCUGGUUAUCGCUUCUAUCGCCCUGAACAAGAGACUGCAAACGAGAACAAGUGCUUUCAUAGCAAGUCUUGCCAUAGGCGAUCUAUUGAUUUCAGUAUUAGUCGUUCCUUUGAUUAUUAUAUCUAACAUUGUUGGCCCGCGGAUCGACUACCAUAAAGGUCUGCGUUAUUGCCAUGCAACUAUAGCUGUUGCUGUUUCUUUGAUGUUUAACGCGGUUGCCAACCUUGGGGCUGUAAGUUUGGAUCGUUACUUGGCUAUUAUGUCUCCUCUAAGAUACAAAACUAUCAUGAGACGUAGACUCAUUGCUGGAAUCAUCGCGUCUGUCUGGAUAUUCUCGACAGUCUUUGGAUUCAUCCCGUAUAUGGGUUGGAGGGAAGUUAUGUUCGCCAAAUCAGGACUUUUUUGCCAAGUAACUUUAAACUUAGAUCGAAGUUACAUCAUCACUGUUUGUACCGCUGCCGUAUUUCCUUCAGUAUUCAUGGUUGUUGCAUAUUACAGAAUUUUUAAGACAGCAAGAAUGCAUUCAACGCGAAUAUCCGCAGCCAUGAACAGUAUUAUGUUGAACUAUUCUCGAAGUUCAACAGUCACGAGUUCGUUCGUAAGAGAAGCUAAGGCUGCAAAAAUGGUGGCGCUGGUUUUGGGUUCAUUCAUCAUUUUUUGGACUCCUCUAUUUCUUAUAAUGAUAAUAGACACAAUAAAAACCAGUUUUGUAAAUUCAUAUCUUUAUGCCGGAGCUGUGAUGUUCGCUACGAUCAACUCUGCUUUGAAUCCUGCUAUCUAUGCAGCUAUGAACAGAGAAUUUCGAAGUACAUUCAUUUGCUUGUUACGAUGCAAACGACCUACUAGAGUAGCACCUGUCCCACAUUAAUUAUAUYACUAAAUAUUUCAAUGUGAAAAAAAAAACUUUUUGGCCAA
Messenger RNA from Actinia tenebrosa (Australian red waratah sea anemone), 1158 nucleotides. Its product is annotated as histamine H2 receptor-like. Gene Ontology annotation, molecular function: G protein-coupled receptor activity. Gene Ontology annotation, biological process: positive regulation of MAPK cascade; adenylate cyclase-activating adrenergic receptor signaling pathway. Gene Ontology annotation, cellular component: plasma membrane. NCBI's taxonomy places the organism in Eukaryota, Metazoa, Cnidaria, Anthozoa, Actiniaria, Actiniidae. The record is from RefSeq and is a predicted model, not a curated record.